Molecule: messenger RNA, 3470 nt
Organism: Morone saxatilis (striped sea-bass)
Lineage: Eukaryota; Metazoa; Chordata; Actinopteri; Moronidae
Gene: trpv1
Product: transient receptor potential cation channel, subfamily V, member 1
Exons: 17
Coding region: 312-2687 (791 amino acids)
Biological process (GO): calcium ion import across plasma membrane
Cellular component (GO): membrane
Molecular function (GO): protein binding; calcium channel activity
Source: RefSeq, a predicted model, not a curated record
GUGAAACUACGAAGAGCCAGAUAAGACAUACACAGGAAACACAGUGGCAGCGACUAUAAAAAGGGAGGCUCCCUUCAUUUUUUUUAUUCACCACAAGUCACAGAAACACCCGAAAAGUAGCAUUUUACAGGGCUUGUUCCUGGUAAUCUCCCCACUGUUAACGUUUACAUCUAAGGAGGCAGCAGAACAAGUACUCUGCAGGACACUCCACUUUGUUGUUUUGUUUUUGACCUGAAGUCAGAUUUCUUUAAAGCAAGAAGACGAUCUGGAACAGGAAGACGUCCUUCUGACUGCUGGAACAAGAGGUGAAGAUGGACAAGUCUGAGAUGUUUGGCUUCUCUCUGGAGUCAGACAACAGGACGGAGGAGGAGAAAUCACGGCAGAAAACCGCAAAGAAGGAUGGACUAGUUUCUGCCCUGCGUUUGGGCAAGGGGGCACCCAGUGCUCCCAUGGACACUGAUUACCAGGAGGAAAUAAAGGAGGCCACAUCUCCAAUCAGAUUCAAUCUCAACUUUGACAAACAGAUUCGAGGUGACGGGGGGAACAGCAGCAAGAGAGACAGCAAGACAUUUAACAUCGAUAGGUUGUUUGAAGCAGUGGCCAGCAGGGACGUUGGAAAGCUGGACGGCCUGCAUCAGUACCUGCACCAGAACAUGAUGAAACUCUCAGACACUUUGUAUCAGUCCAAUGGUAAAAACGCCCUGAUGAAGGCUCUGCUGCACCUCAAAGAUGGCGAGAACAAGACGGUGAAACUAUUAAUUGACAUUUCAGAGAAGAUGGGUGACAUUAAAAAGUUUGUGAAUUCAGCCUACACCAACAGCUACUACAAAGGACAGACAGCUCUCCAUAUAGCCAUUGAGAGGAGGAGUCUUCCCUAUGUGAAGCUGCUGGUCAGUAAAGGAGCAAUCGUUCAUGCCAAAGCCUGUGGAACAUUCUUCCAGCCACAUGACGGCCCCAACUUCUACUUUGGUGAGCUGCCUCUGUCUCUGGCAGCCUGCACCAACCAGCCCGACGUGGUGGACUUUCUCAUGGAAAAUGAGUAUGAACGAGCAGACGCUAAGCUUCAAGACUCUCAGGGCAACACAGUGCUGCACGCCCUGGUGGUGGUGGCUGAUGAUAAGAAUAAUACAGAUAAGAAUAAUACAGAGUUCAUCACCAACAUGUACGACCGCAUCCUCAAGACCACUGCCAGACUGCACCCCAAGCUGAAGCUGGAGGACAUAGAGAACAAUAAAGGGCUGACGCCUCUCAAAAUGGCUGCAAAGACUGGCAAGAUCGGGCUUUUUUCACACAUCCUGAAACGUGAAUUCAAGGAGAGUCACACCAAACAUUUGUCCCGUAAAUUCACUGAGUGGGUUUACGGGCCCGUUAACAGCUCCCUGUAUGACCUGGCCGCUGUGGACUCAUACGAGGACAACUCAGUAUUGGAGAUACUGAUCUACGGCAGUGACAUUCCUAACCGUCAUGAGAUGCUCGAGACGGAGCCUCUGAGCCGGUUGCUGGAGUCAAAGUGGAAGACGUUUGCAAGUCGAAUGUUUUUUUUCAACUUCUUUGUCUACCUCCUGUACCUGAUCAUCUUCACUUUUGUAGCCUACAAUAAGAAGGAUGGACAGCCGCCUUUUCAUUUAGAACAUACCUCAAUGGGUUACCUGUAUGUUUCAGGCCAGCUAGUGACAGCGCUGGCAAACUGCUAUUUCUUUUUCAUAGGGAUCAUAGACAUGAAGAGGAAACGCCCGAAGCUGCAGACGUUGCUGAUUGAUGGAUAUUAUGAGAUUCUUUUUUUUUUGCAGGCUGUCCUCUUCCUGGUCUCAGCUGGGCUGUAUCUGAGCGGGCAGCAGGAGUACCUGGGCUUCCUAGUACUGUGUCUUGCUCUCAGCUGGGUGAACCUGCUCUACUUCUGCAGGGGCGACAUACACAUGGGCAUCUACAGCAUCAUGAUACAAAAGAUGAUCCUCAGUGAUAUCCUGCGCUUUCUUUUUGUCUAUGCCGUCUUCCUUUUUGGAUUUUCAGCAGCGGUGGUCACCCUGCUCAUAGAGCCUCCUGUAAAAAACACCACUCGAAAUCCGGGGACAGGGCGUCUCUGGGGUCCCCUCGAUCCUGAUGAGAAAUGUGUAAAACCCACCUUCAGACAAAUCUCUUACACCACACUGGAGCUCUUCAAGUUCACUAUCGGCAUGGGUGACAUUGAGUUCACCGAGCACUACCAGUACAAGGAGGUCUUCUACAUUCUCCUCAUCGGCUACAUCAUUCUCACAUACAUCCUGCUGCUCAACAUGCUCAUCGCCCUCAUGAACCGCACUGUGGAGAAGGCUGCCAUGGAGAGCACCUGUAUCUGGAAGCUACAGAGGGCCAUCACCAUCCUGGACAUGGAGAAAAGGCUGUCGAAGUGUCUGAGAAAGAAGAUUCGCUGUGGGGUGGAGAUCAACCUCAGCACUACACUUGGUGCUGACCAUCGCCGGUGUUUCAGAGUGGAGGAAGUCAACUGGAACAAAUGGAACAUCAACCUGGGCAAAAUCAAUGAGGAACCAGGGUGCUGGGAUCGUGUCCAACAGCCUGCCUCAGACACCCUGCCAAACAGACAAAACAGAGGGAGGAGCUGGAGAGCCUUAAUCAUGGCGGGCAGUCAGCGGCGGUGGGAGACACAUCAGUCCACAGAGAUGAAUCCUCUGAACACCACACCGGUCUAGAGAGCUUCACUCCGGCUGCUCAGCCUGACUGACCUGAGCAACGUUAGUUCCCCAAGAAAUUUAACUGCCAAAUGUGUGCACUGACUCUCUGACUGAUACUCCCAUCUGAUGUAAGAUGGAUUUUAAAUUUAGUCUCUGAGGCAAUAUUUUACUGAGAUGAGCAUGGUUGAGGAAAAUAUUGUAGAUAUUUGUUCACCUGACUAACAUAAUGGUGUAAAAAAAAAUGUAGAAUUUAUAUCAAAGCUGAAUGCUGCAUCAAAAGUUUAUUGCCAAGUAAAUCAUGCAUUUGAAAUACAUUAAACAUUUCAUCCAAAGGCUUCUGCGCAUGCUGCUUCUGCCACCACCUGAACAGGAUGCACAUCCUCUCUGCACAAAGGCCAUAACCUGCUGGCACCACUGGCAUCGCUCAAAAUCCUUCAUGGAGUAAUACUGAUCACGAAGGUGCUGAUCCUGCCCUCCCGCUGUGUGCCCUUUAUACCGGUCCCAUUUUCAUCACAGCCAGACAAGCUAAAUCUUCUGCAGCCAGAUAGUCCUGCGGAUUUCACAGCUGGCUUUGUCUACUCUACUUCCUGUUUGGCAGAGGGAUGCUCAAAUAAAUGGCAUGAAAGCACAGCAAUUGGUGCAACAAUGACCACCUUACUGUAGCUGUUGCAGUUACAAAUUACAGUAUGUAGCUUAGACGGGCCCUCUGAACCAGACAGUCAGUUGUAAGGCUGAUUAUGUAAGAAACAAAUCUAUGUUUAGUAACAUAACUAUUGUCAUCCUGUCUGACGGUCCAAAUAU